Molecule: messenger RNA, 581 nt
Organism: Ceratina calcarata
Lineage: Eukaryota; Metazoa; Arthropoda; Insecta; Hymenoptera; Apidae
Product: venom protease-like
Exons: 3
Biological process (GO): proteolysis
Molecular function (GO): serine-type endopeptidase activity
Source: RefSeq, a predicted model, not a curated record
UUGUAUUUUAAGUGAAAGAUUGUAUCAAAAUUCCGUAAAUUCGUUAAGUGACAAAUUAUAAAUGCCACGGUAUGUCGUUUUUUAAGGAGAAGGAUAUGAACUUUUGCGUCCGCCGCAUUGUGGCUACAGCCACGUCAGGCAACCCAAAAUAAUGCAUGGUAAUGAAUCACAACCCGGUGAGUGGCCAUGGAUGGUUGCGCUGGGUUAUGAAGACGAGACUCAUCCCUUGAGCUGGCGGUGCGGUGGGUCACUAAUCACGUCCAGGCACGUACUAACCGCUGCGCAUUGUGUAACUUUUACGACUCCAAGUUUAAAAUACGUUCGCCUUGGUGACAUCGACUUGACUUGUCCUGGAGAGAGGACGCAUGCUAUUACAAUCGCAGUGGAAAAGAAGAUAAAGCACCCGUGUUACAACCCCGUUGGAAAAUAUAUGAACGACAUAGCCGUCCUCAGACUAUCGGAAGACGUAACUUUUACAGAUUUGAUACGUCCAGUUUGCCUCCCUCUGGAUCAUUCCUUCCAGAAGCACAGUUUCGUUGGGAGUCAUACAUACGUCGUUGGCUGCGGGCGAACUACUCUCA